UCAGUCGGUCAGUUGAGAGUCAGUCGCGCGCUUGGUUGGAGCGGCGCUCUGUGGUAAAUUAUUGUCUUCGCGAAUUGAAUAUCGCCGUCGCAACGAGAAUUGACAACAUGCAGCUACGGCACAGUUUUCAUGAACUGUCCUCGAUCAACGAAGCCUGAUUGAAGCUCUGCAGUCUUCGAGAUGAGCGAGUCCGUCAAAGUAGCAUUAAGAUGCAGGCCGAUGUCCGUCCGGGAGCAGCAAGAAGGAUGUCGGAAUGUGUUGACGGUAGACUCGCAGGCUAAGACAUGUACCCUGGAAAAUCCGAUGUGCGGUGGAGGCGGGGCCGGAGGCGGAGGAAAGAUGUUCCAGUUUGACGCGGUCUUCGAUCAGACCGUGUCAACGGAGGUCGUCUACGAGCAGGUUGGCUCGCCCGUGGUGGAGGCCGUCCUGGAGGGUUACAACGCGACGGUUUUCGCCUACGGGCAAACCGGAUGUGGAAAGUCAUUCACAAUGCGAGGGGUGGUCGAGCGGAGUUUAGAGCACCUUUUCGAGGCGACAUCGACGUCAUCGUCGGAGACACGUUACCUCGCGCUUCUGAGCUACCUAGAAAUCUACAACGAAAGACUGAGAGACUUGCUGGGAGACGGCGACAACGACGGUGCCUCAAACCUGCUCCAGCUCAAGGAGGACCCUUCCCGCGGCACAUACGUCGCUGGUGGCCUCAGGGAAGUCACCGUCAAGGACGCUGCGGAAUGUAGCCGCCUCCUGGUGCAAGGGGAUCAGAAAAGAGCCGCGGCCGCGACGCGGAUGAACGCGGCCAGCUCCAGGAGCCACGCGGUCCUGACGCUUGCCUUGGAGGCGAUCGCGAUAAAUGACAAACAGAACAGCGCAGUCCGCAAGGGGAUGCUGCAUCUGGUGGAUCUCGCCGGCUCCGAGAGGCAGGGGAGGACCGGAGCUACGGGGGAGAGGCUCAAGGAGGCGGCGAGUAUCAACCUGAGCCUCUCGGCCCUGGGGAACGUGAUCAGCGCACUGGCGGCGGGGAACGGCAGACACGUACCCUACAGGGACAGCAAGCUGACGAGACUUCUCCGUGACAGUCUAGGCGGAAACGCCAGGACGCUGAUGAUCGCCUGCGUCAGCCCGAGCGACAUAGACGCCGACGAAACGUUGAGCACGUUGAGGUACGCGGCCAGGGCUCGGUGCAUAAAGAACAAACCGGUCGUCAACGAGGACCCCAAGGACGCUUUGCUCAGGCAGUAUCAGUUGGAACUACAGCGGCUCCGUAAGCUACUCGAGACCAGCGACAAUCCGGCGACGGAACUGUUGAUAGGUGAUGUCCAGGGAGAUAGGAAGGUUUCGAGUCUUACGGAUCGCCGGGAACAGAGCGAUUCCGAGGCGGAGGAUAAAGUGAUCCGGCAAGUUGCCUUCGAGGAGGAAGUACAAAGACUGAGGAAGGAGUGCGAGGAUUCGAAUCUAUCGGCUCAGCGUCUUCAGGAGGAACUUGAAAACCUGCGAACGCGAUAUGAGGGUUCUGGGGUAACGGAAGCAAAGGACGUUUGCGAGAGCGAAGGUGUUCUGGAGAGGAGAAAACGAAAGCGAGAAAUCGCGAAAAAGGAGGUCCUCAAGAGGCUGGAGAAAUUGACGAUCGGUGGCGAAGCUCGGGGCGACGAAGAAGCGCGCAAACGAAGAGAGAGGCGGAGAAAACGAUUGGAGGUAAUAGCAGGGGCUCUGGCCGGUACCAGCGAAGGGACCGAAGGUGCGGUCGAGGUUUAUGGUCAGCUCAAGUCAACGGAGGAGGCACUGAAGCGGGCGAUUCGUAGGACUCGACAGUUGGAAGCCGAAAAUGCGGACCUUCAAGCGUCUUGGGACGCGGAGAGACGUGAUCUGCUUCGGCGAGAACUCCUGGCCACCCAAUUGUGCGACGCGAUGAUUCCACACCUGAGACCAGGAUGCCCUUUUCGCGACAUCGAGGCUGUCAGAGCCGCGGCCUCCUGGUGCGAUGAAUUGUCGCGGUGGCGGCUACCGGAUGUUUCGCCCCGUAUUCCUCUCCCGCCGCCGACGCUAUCGCAAUCUAACCGUGAAGUCGAGGGUAAACCUAUGUCGGGGGUGCAGCCGGACCAUAACAACAACGACAAUAACAACAACACCGUAAACGAUAUUAAACCCCAGGAUAUUGCAGACGCAUAUUUUCGCAGAAGUAGAGUCGACGCGUUGCUCGCCCACGCUCGGGAAGCUAAGAGCCUUGGUGAACGGAACGUAAAGCAAAUUCAGGAAUACGUUGGUCGGCAAAGUAAAUCUGGCGGAGCUGGCGAAUCGGUUUCUGGAGCGAACAGCUACCUGCAAUUGAACGCCUUGAAUUUACAGAGCAGUGCUCCGCCGGUUUCCACCAUGGCCAGCACAGACUCCGCGAGCAAACCGGCCACCCGCCAAUUGUUCGGAAAUGCGACACUCUCCGGUAACUGGCUCAUCGAUGAUGUCAACCUGAAACCUGCAGACCCGAGUCCUUCCUCCACAAUGGAACUGAAAAAAAUUCCACCGCGUAUACUUGAGGCUCUUCCGUCCUACCCGUUGCGGAGGGUUAAGAUUUCCCCGACUCCUGUCGCCGUUUACUCACCAAGGCAGGAUUUGGAAUCGAAUAUUCGCCCCCAUCACGCACGCUCACCCACCUUUGAAGAAAUGAGUUUGGAUUACACGAAUCGUUGGGAGCCAGUGGAAAACACGGUGUAUGAGAGGUUAAUCGAUAAUUCGUUAUUACACACAUUGACAUUGGAUAAAAAAAUCCUUAAGCAAACAAAAAUCCUGAAUUCUAAGUUGAAAAAAAGACGAAACUUACGCGAGUACAAACAGUUUCUGUUCUUAAAGAGACAAUCCGUUAGAGAGUUCAGGGAUAACCAUGCUGAAACGGACGAUGAAUCAGACCUAGAUUAUGAAUCUUAUAAAAGAAUACAUGCAGAAAAAACGAAAUAUCAAUUACGCACCUUCCUCAAAACAUGCGUGCAAAAAACACCAUCACGCACGAAGAGAAAAUCGCCACAUCUCAUCCCGAAAACACGGAAUAAAUCUUCAUCUCUCUCAAAAACUUCCAGAUCACUUUCAGCAGCGAAAUCUCGAAUUUAUUCAGGAGAAAAUAUUUGUAAGUAUCUACUUCGAUCUCGACGAGAAGUACCAACAAUUGAACGCAAAGCAGAAUCACCGAGCCGAGAAAUAAUUUCUUCUUCGAGUAACAGCAAUAUCAAUCAAGACAGUACUCAAACAGAUGAUGAUGCAGUGAAGAAAAUUUAUGAUAUUAAAGCAACCAGUGUUCAAAUCAGAACCAUUGAUAGCAUCAGUUUGGAUUCUGAAUGCAAAUUGGCUGUAAUCAGUGACAGCGCAGCAGUAAAUUUUCUCGAGCAAAUAACUACACCGGAACUGCGAGAUGAUGCAGGUAAUGAGUUAGGAAUAUCUCUGGAAUCUGAUGAUAAUUCUCACGAGUCUGGUAAUCGCAAGCAGGACAAGUAUGAUGUUAAUACCACUAUUGAAGAUGAUGUAAAAACAUCAAGGACAAAUUCAAAAUUCCUAGACAAUUCGAAAAUGGGUAUUAAAGAGAAAGUCGAUAUCAAUCAUGAAAGUGAUAUUGAUAAGCCCACUGACAACCUGGACCGAGAUUCUGGUAAUAAUAGCUUUUCCGAAACGGAUGUGUUGGAUGAUCAGCGCAGCAUGAGUCCUGACAACAGCAUUCCUGAUAAUGGCGGUAAUAAUGGGACAAUUACCGAUAAACAGACUUCAAAUAAAACUCGACAGAAAAUUGUUACAAUCAAAUCCGAUGAGGCCACAAGUAAUGUCAUCUUAUGCGAAGACUUGAAUACUCCUCAGUUAGAAUCGCAAUAUGAAAUUUCUUCCAGAAAUGAAAAACUGUCUGAUAGCAACUUGGACAAUGAAACACGUCUAGAGCUCGGACGCAGCAAAAACCAACACGAGGAUUUAAAUGAUGAAUUUCAUGUCGAAAGCAUCGUGAAGAAUGGUAGGAGUAAGCUGAAAAUAUUAGCAAUUGACUAUUAUGAAAGAGGACAUAAAUCUUUUAAUGAGCGUCACUUGAGAAGAUUGAGUAAACUUCGGACCAUGAGUAACUGUGACUAUGAAACUUUGAAACAUUUGGACAAGUUUGUCGAAAGUGUAUUACCUUCAGAAGAUAAGCAACCAUUGAGAUAUAGCGAAGCAAAUGAGGGUUGUAGUUUUGCUUUGAACGAAUCAUGUUAUUUGAAUUCGUCGGCAGAUGCUGAAGCUUGCUCCAAUAUAUUGACGUCUACUCAAGAGAAUCUGAACGUAUUUGGAGAAAGUGAAUUACUACCAGCAGACGAAGAUCAAUCACAAAGUGACGCUUUCUCUGAGAAGUGUACAUCAUCGGACAUUCAGUCACAAAGCUUUAAUCAAUCAUUGAAUGGCAGCAUUUCGUCCUUUUCUAGCAGAACGUAUGAUGAAGAUGUAAAGAAUACUGUUAAAAAGCAAUUACUUACGGAGAUUGAAAAUAAAUUGAUAGAUAAUCAAUGUAAUGUUGAGAAUAAAUCAGUGUCAUCAGGGGAAGAAGUUCUUUCCACUUCAAGUCAAAGACGGAAGAACAUCUACAAAUCAACCAAUGAACCAUUAAACACUAAAAAUGUACAGUCUUCAAAAGCCAAUGGUUUCGUCAAAGAAUGUAAUACAUUGAAAGUUUUAUCACAGAAUACGGGAAAACAUUCAGACGUCGGAGUGUGCUUGCUUUCUUCUAAGCCUAAACGGGCCAAAAGGCGAAUUGUAAACAGUGAAACGGACAAUCAUCUCUCUGUAAAUUCACCUUGUGCAAGCAAACAACCUCAACAACAUACUAAUAAACAAUCCGAAAUUAUUUUGCAUGAGGACAAAACUCCAGGUGAAUCUUCGAACCGACUGCAACCAGACAAAAGUAAAAAAGUUGAACACUCACCGAAAAGAAGGCACAGGCCACGAAAUUUACAAGAAUUUGCUGUCACAGAAGCUGUGAAUCAGGAUCCAACAAAGGCUUAUUUCCGAUUGAAGGAUAUCAGCGACGAUGAUGAAAUUUGGAUACUGGAUGUUCCAAAAAUGAUCAAUCCAAAAGAUCUUGAGAAUCAGACGAUCAUACUUGGAGGGAUGAGUGUAUUGAGAUUUGGAGAUGACUGCUACAAAGUUUCAAGCAAACCCAGUAAGGGGGUUUGCAAUCUGUCCUGUGUGUUAACUACAAGCAAGCGAAAAAACGACUAUAAAAUACUUAAUAUCCGAUCUAAAGGCCGUAUGAAGUUUUGUCAGAAGAUCUCAGUUGUGUCUGAUUCAAAAUUAGUUCCUUCGGAACUGCCUUCUCCAAAGACAACUGUUCCGUUUCCGAAAAAUUUGAAGAUUAGACAUCCGUUAUUUGGUGCAACUUAUGAAGAUAAAACCUCAUGAGUACCAAAAACAAAAACUAUACAGAUUGAAUUUACAAAAUACAUUUUCAAUAUGUUGACCAAAGUUUUAUUUUCACCUGGAAUUUUUCCAAUUUGUUGAUACAUUAUUGUAUAAUAUAUGUAUAUAUACAUAUUUUUUUAGUGUAAUAAAUCUAAGAUCACAUUUUAGCUCACAAUCAGUGUUUUAGAAUUAAAAUAUUAUGAAAGCUUAUACAUAAAAGAAAGGUGAAUGUAGUGAUUUACAUUGACAUCGAGUGUUUAUUUAAAUCUAUUUGUUUAAACGGUUUGGUUGUAAUGCACUCGAAAAUUGGAUACAAAUAUUGGUAUUGUUUACAUUGAUACUCAGAACAUGUCGUGACUAAAAUUGUGUACUUCAUAUUUCAGAAAAUAACGGCUGAACCAUUUGAUUAUGAAAUUACAGAUUUUAUUGUCUCAC
Neodiprion fabricii is the source of this 5829-nucleotide messenger RNA. RefSeq lists its product as uncharacterized. Bases 181 to 5394 code for a protein of 1737 amino acids. The record is from RefSeq and is a predicted model, not a curated record. Gene Ontology annotation, biological process: microtubule-based movement; transcription by RNA polymerase I. Lineage: Eukaryota; Metazoa; Arthropoda; Insecta; Hymenoptera; Diprionidae. Gene Ontology annotation, molecular function: ATP binding; microtubule binding; microtubule motor activity. The transcript is spliced from 9 exons.